Molecule: messenger RNA, 2019 nt
Organism: Adineta ricciae
Lineage: Eukaryota; Metazoa; Rotifera; Eurotatoria; Adinetida; Adinetidae
Source: the annotation of a GenBank genome assembly
AUGUUCGGUGCUUCUGUGGUGCCUCGUUUUCUCUCAAUCGCGCUUACUGUUGGUCUCAUCGGAGCUGUGAUUGUUGCUGUUGCAAUUGUCGGGAGGGAAACACCAGCUGUGAAACCAGUUUUCGGGUCUGAUAUGCAUGUUAUUCUCGAUCUUCCUAUUGCUGCCUAUGAAUUGGACUUAUUCUUCGAUCCCCGAGCAACAUUAGCAGAUUUCAUUGAGAGUUUAAACACUGUAUUUAUGUCAGCUUUUCCAGACUCAUGUUUGAAAGUUGUUAUUACUGGUUUCUCGAUAAAACCAAUUAUAGUCAUUGACACUUCAAAUAAUAUGGACCAAACAAAAAGAGACACGCCAUCAAUUGUAGUAUUGCAUGGAUCUGUGUAUUUUACUGAAGCCAAAACCGCUGAACAAAUUCGCAUGACUCUUACAGAUUAUACACGUCUGAUUAUUCUCAUUAAUAAAUAUACUGGCAAACCGAGUGAAAGAUUAAGCACUAUAAAUAUGCAAAGAUCAACUUUUACAGAUGCUAUUCUCAUAGAAAUCACAGUAUACAGAGCAAGACAGCUCAGAGAUAUUACAAUUGACAUCAUACAACCAGUUCCUGACCUUGUACCAGAACCGGUAUCUAGUGGUACCUCAACAAUUCUGCCAUCCUCAUUAGCCAGAGCUUGCAAUCACUUUGUGCCAGCAUAUAUGAGUGUAACAUUUGAGCGUCUACUUACUGCCAUGGAACAGCAUUCAUUUGCUGAUCCCGUCUCAGUUCUUCAUGAUCUUGCAAUCACUGUUCAAAACAAAAUUUUCUCAACUUUCAGUAUAUCUUUCGUUAAGUUAGAAAUAUUACUAUUUUCCGACAACCCAAUUUACAUUUCCCAAACCAAUACGGUACUCACUACUGUCAUUUGUCGAAUCUAUUUGACAAGCGAACAACAUAGCUCCCUGAUUGCAAGUAGUUUCGGGGGUUCGACACAAACGAUCACAUUAUUAGAUAUUUCCCACAAUCCCAGUUCCGCUCUCGCAUCAUAUUCCGCCAAAUAUUCAAUUUUCACCAACUCCUAUGCUCAAGCACUCACUAACAAAGAAAUGAAUGAACUCACUAGUCUUUGCCAGAAAAACCAAUACACCGUAACAAUGUCCACUCCAACAGCGACAAAAAGAAAACUAAUAGCGCCGUACACGACACAGCCUACAGCACCGGCUACAGUUUCCACACUGUCGACAACCAAUUAUCAUCCAUCAACAACUACUAUAUCCACCAGCAACCACUACAUCCUCCAACGAUCACUAAGUUUACUAACAACUGCUAUAUCCACCGCCACUUCUACUACUACAACUUCAAGUAGAACGAGUACCAGUACUACAACUGAAACUACCACAAGUACCAGUACUGGCACAAGAGCUAGUCCGGUGAUCCCGAACACAUCAAUUCAGGCUAUAAUUAGUACUACGAUUAUAACAACUGUAUACACAAAUGUGCUUUCAACUGGAUCGCCUGUUCCAAGCACAAAAUCUACAGUUGACACUCCAGCUGUUACGACCACAUCAAGAUGUCACUUGAACGAUGGAGCUCACGAGGCAUACAUGAGUCUUGGUUUGCUGUUGUCGAUAGCCAACGACGACAAUACAGAAUAUUUCGAUAUGUCGGCCGCGUUCGAAAAUUUUAGAUCGACAAUAAAUGCUAAAUUGCAAGCAACUUUUUCGGCGACUUUUCUGAAGUUCAAUAUUUUAAUGAUGUCAGACGGACCGAUCGAAUUGUCAGCUGCCGGAAGAAGACGAAGAAAACGACAAUUGAAUCGAUCAACACUUGUAAUCGUGAUUGGGAAUGCAUAUUUUACUGGAAGUGUGACAAAAGCGAAUAUUUCCACAUCGCUUCAAGGCUAUACACUUAAUGUAGACGUUAAACGCAUCGAUAACAGCAGAAGUUCAAGAACCAGUUACUUCUCUGCUGAUCAUUCCAUAUUUGGUGACACAUUGCUAACAGACUUAAAUAGUGACGAAAUCGCUUAUUUGACUCCUGUUUGUUAA